Molecule: messenger RNA, 2521 nt
Organism: Echinops telfairi (small Madagascar hedgehog)
Lineage: Eukaryota; Metazoa; Chordata; Mammalia; Afrosoricida; Tenrecidae
Product: zinc finger protein 345-like
Exons: 3
Coding region: 67-1965 (632 amino acids)
Source: RefSeq, a predicted model, not a curated record
GUGAACUUCACUCGAGAAGAGUGGGCUUUGCUGAGUGCUACUCAGAGGAAUCUCUACAAAGAUGUCAUGCUGGAAACCUUCUCGAACUUGGAAUCAGUCGAUAACUGUGUUCAUCCUGAAAUGAGUGGAUCAAAUCCCCAGGAGGACAUUUUUGAGAAUGAAAUCUCUGAUGAGAAAGUAAAAACUUUACUAAGUUAUACUUCCUCCUUUGAUUUGGAUGGAAAAGGGAAACUUCAGGACAUUCAAGAUCAUCCUGUCAUCCAGAAGCAGCAUUCGACGGGACGUGAGAGUGGUCACAGAGAUCAGAAGAGCCCUGUGUGUGAAGUAUGUGGGAAAACUUUUAUGCAUUCCUCAUCUCUUAAACUACAUUUAAGACAACACAGUGGAGAGAAACCCUACGAAUGUAAGGAAUGUGGGAAAUCCUUCAGUUGUUAUUCCUCCCUCCAUGGACAUGAGAAAACACAUGGUGAACAGAAAACUUAUGAAUGUAAGCAAUGUGGCCAGGAGUUCAUCUGUUCCAAAUCAUUUCAAACACAUGCGAAAAUGCACAGUGAAGAGAAACCAAAUGAAUGUAAGCAGUGUGGCAAGGUCUUCGCUUGUCCAAAGUAUUUGCAAAAGCAUGUGAAAAUGCACAAUGCAGAGAAACCUUAUGAAUGUAAAAAAUGUGGGAAGGCCUUCAAGUCUCCCUCAUACCUUGAAAGCCAUAUAAGAUCUCACACUGGUGAGAAACUCUGUGAAUGUAAACAAUGUGGAAAAACAUUCAGUAGGCCUAGCUCUUUACAAGUACAUAUGGAAACACACUGUGAUGAGAAGUCCUAUGAAUGUAAGCAAUGUGGGAAAAUGUUUACAUUUUCCUCUUCCCUGAAACGACACUUACAACGUCAUAGUGAAAAGAAACCUUAUGAAUGUAAAGAAUGUGGGAAAGCAUUCAAGUACCCCUCAUACCUUGAAUGCCAUAUGAGAACUCACACUGGUGAGACACCCCUUGAAUGUAAACAAUGUGGGAAAACAUUCAGUUGGCCCAUCUCCUUAAAAACACAUAUGGAAAAACACUCUGAUAAGAAGUCCUAUAAAUGUAACCAAUGUGGGAAAAUGUUUAUGCAUUCCUACACCCUUAAAGUACACUUAAGACGCCACAGUGGAGAGACACCUUAUGAAUGUAAGGAAUGUGGGAAAGCCUUCAGUUCUCCCGCAGUCUUACGAGAACAUAUAAGAAUGCACACUGGAGAGCCCUAUGGGUGUAAGGAAUGUGGGAAAGUUUUCAGUUCUCCCACAGACUUACAAGAACAUAUAAGAAUGCACACUAGAGAGGCCUAUGAGUGUAAGGAAUGUGGGAAAGCCUUCAGUUCUUCCGCAUACUUUCGAGAACAUAUGAGAGUGCACACUGGAGAGCCCUAUGAGUGUAAGGAAUGUGGGAAAACCUUAUGUUCUCUAGCAUACUUACGAGAGCAUGUGAGAAUCCACACUGGAGAGAAGCCCUAUGAAUGUAAGUACUGUAAGAGAACCUUCACUUUUCACUCAUCGUUUAAAACCCAUGAGAAAAUGCAUACUGGAGAGAAGCCCUAUAAAUGUAAGCAGUGUGGAAAGGCGUUCACUUGUGUCUCUCGCCUUUAUAGACACAAGGAAACACACAGUGAACAGAAACCUUAUGAAUGUAAGCACUGUGGCAAAGGUUUCAGAUGUCCCAAAUACUUUAAGCAACAUGUCAACAUGCACAGUGGAGAAAAACCCUAUGAAUGUAAAGAAUGUGGGAAAGUCUACAGUAUGCCUGCAAACCUUCGGCAACAUAUGAUAACACACAGUGGUAAGAGACCUUAUGAAUGUCAACAAUGUGGGAAAAACUUUAUUUGGCCUACCUCUUUGCGAUUACAUAUGCAAUCACAUCACGCUCUGAUGAGAAACCCUAAGAAUGUACAGAAUGUGGGAAAGCCUACAAGUGUCCCAAAUCCUUUAAACAACAUAUGAAAAAACAUUGUAGAAAAUCUUUAAGGCCACAAGGCAUGUUGAAAAGCCACCUUUCACCCUAAAAGCCUUGUAAAACUCCCUGCACAAAACCUUUUUUAAAAUGUAAAGGUUGUGGCAAGACCUUCAGGUAUUGCUAUUUAUAUAUUGUACCCACAAAAAGUACCUAGAAGUUACUUAGUUGCCUUUAUAGAUACUUCAACCUUCUUAUAAAACACUUCUGUAAUGCCUUUAUAGAUACUUCAACCUUCUUAUAAAACACUUCUGUAAUAUUUUUAGUUUGUUUCUAGUAUAAGCAUCUGAGAUAAUAUCAUGCCCUUGGGUAGUGCCCAUGAAGAAUGGACUGACAAUUUGCUUCCAAAAAACUCAACCAUUAAAAUGUCUACAGAAUUCUACUCUAACACAUGUGGAUCUCUCUUUGAGCCAGAGUUAACUCAGGAACAAUGGGUUUGAUUUUUAUGCAACAUUUCAGGUAUACCUCCAUUUGCUAUAUAAAGCAUUAUUGUGCAUAUGUAUAAAACUCACCUUGUUUACAUUACAGUAUCUUUUGGAUCUAGAA